This is a messenger RNA of Aspergillus brunneoviolaceus CBS 621.78, 228 nucleotides long. RefSeq lists its product as uncharacterized. NCBI's taxonomy places the organism in Eukaryota, Fungi, Ascomycota, Eurotiomycetes, Eurotiales, Aspergillaceae. The transcript has a single exon. The annotation marks the transcript as partial. The record is from RefSeq and is a predicted model, not a curated record.
GGCAUCAUUGAACGGUGCGUGUCUCCGUGGUCGUCGAAAACCACAUUUCCUCGGAAGUCAAAUGGCAAGUUGAGAAUGGUCCAUCAAUAUCUUGCGUUGAAUGAUGCAAUUGUUAAAAUGGCUUACCUGAUGCGAAGAAUCGAACCUAUCCUCAACAGCAUGGCGUUAGCAAAACUCCAUGUCUUCUUCAAGGCGGAUGCAGCCGACGGUUACUGGGCAGUUCCUCUU